GUAUGAGUGUGUUUGUAAUUGAUUGUGAAUGUUACAGCAGUAUUUUGUGACUCUUUCAGGUCUUUCUAACAGUAGCUGUUGGGGUGUGACUUACACCUCUACAGAAGUUUGUGCUUUAGUGGGAUCAACAGUAGAUAUUCACUCUUCAUACUCACAUCCCACUGGAUAUACAGUAGAGAAAACAUACUGGGAUUAUCAUAAUUUUCUUCGUGGGGAUUUCAGAGAUCUGCGUGAGGCUGAUAAGUUUGCUGGUCGUGUGGAGUUUGUGGGAAACACACUGAAAAUCAAAGACGUCAACCCAAGUGACACUGGAUUAUAUCAGUUCAGGUUCAUCACUAACACAUCAGAUGAAGUUUCUUGUUCUUCUGGAGUCUAUCUUAUUGUUACAGGUACACGAGUGAGAAGCAGCCCAAGCCCUGUGAUAGAUGGAGAAAAAGUGAUAUUAAGCUGUUUAACCGGAUGCACUCUGGAUAACAAACAUACUUACAUCUGGUAUAAGAAUGGACAACAGGUAACAGAUGGAUUGAGAUUAUUAAACAAGUUGUACCUGGACUCAAUCAACAGUGAGGAGCUACAAGAGUAUUCCUGUACUGUAAGAGGUAACACAACAUCUCAUCAUACAUCUGAUGAAAUUAUAUAA
Molecule: messenger RNA, 640 nt
Organism: Misgurnus anguillicaudatus (oriental weatherfish)
Lineage: Eukaryota; Metazoa; Chordata; Actinopteri; Cypriniformes; Cobitidae
Source: RefSeq, a predicted model, not a curated record